ACAAUGAAUCAUUUUUACCAUUCACCUCAGCAGUCAAAACCAUCACUUUCUCUUCUUUCGUUUCCUUCAACCAUAGAAGUCUAUCUCUUCAUUUCUGUUCUGUGUUUUCCUUGAAGAUAAGAUUUUUCUGGUUCAUCAAUGGAGUGGAAUAGGUGUAUCAGUGGGUUUAGGGAAUUGAGGCCUCUGGUGCACUUGCUUUUGCCAUUAAGUGUCCAUUGGGUUGCAGAGCAAAUGACUGUUUCUGUUCUUGUCGAUAUAACAACUUCUGCCUUGUGUCCUGGACAGACUACUUGUUCUCAGGCUAUUUAUAUUAGUGGUCUCCAACAAACGGUGGUUGGAAUUUUCAAGAUGGUGGUACUACCACUCCUUGGCCAGCUUGCGGAUGAGUAUGGGCGCAAACCAUUUCUUCUUCUUACUGUAUCUACAUCCAUAUUUCCUUUUGCUCUACUUGCCUAUAGCCAAACCAAAGAAUUUGUUUAUGCCUACUAUGUGCUUCGCACAAUUUCUUUUAUUCUGAGUCAAGGAAGCAUUUUCUGCAUCUCUGUUGCUUAUGCGGCAGAUAUUGUCAAAGAAAACAAGAGGGCUGCUGUAUUUAGUUGGAUGACUGGCCUCUUUUCUGCUUCCCAUGUCAUAGGAAAUGUUUUAGCACGUUUUCUUCCUUGGAGAUACAUUUUUACGGUUUCAAUCAUUCUCUUGAUUUUUGGUCCAUUUUAUAUGCAAUUCUUCCUUGUUGAGACUGUUGAACGGGCUCAAAGGAAGGAACAAAAAUCAAACUUGUUGACAAAGAUUGUUAAGGUUUCCCGUAAACGAUAUGAAUCAAUGAGAGAUGCUGCAACAGUAGUUUUUAGCAGUCCUACGCUUAGAGGAAUUACUUUUGUUUCCUUCUUCUAUGAGUUGGGAAUGUCUGGCAUCAGCGCUGUCUUACUUUACUAUCUCAAAUCAGUGUUUGGUUUUAGCAAAAAUCAAUAUUCAGAAAUUCUGUUAAUGGUGGGAAUUGGUGAAAUAUUUUCUCAGAUUGUGGUCCUUCCUCUUGUAAAUCCAUUGGUUGGUGAGAAAGUGAUAUUAUGUCUGUCCUUACUUGCAUCAAUAGCUUAUGCAUUCCUUUAUGGAUUGGCGUGGGCAUCUUGGGUGCCGUAUAUGAGUGCGUCAUUUGGAGCCAUUUACGUCCUUGUAAAACCUGCAACUUAUGCUAUUAUUUCCAAAGCCUCAAGCUCAAUGAAUCAGGGAAAAGCACAAGGAUUUGUUGCCGGAGUACAGUCAAUAGCAAGCCUGUUAUCUCCUCUUGCAAUGAGUCCAUUGACAUCAUGGUUCCUAUCUAGCAAUCCCCCUUUCAACUGCAAAGGUUUUAGCAUCAUUGUUGCAUCCUUGUGCAUUAUAGUUGCUUUAUGCUAUGCUUGUCUGCUUCAACCGGAGCAACACGAACCCAGGAGCUCGGAGGAAGACAUGGAAGCGCCACUUUUAUCUGAUAAUUAGCCGGCUAGCUAAUUUGUUAAUUUUGCGAGGAAAAUGAUGUAAAAAUGUAAAUAUAUAGCAUCACUUUGCAUUAGUUGUAUAAUUGAUGUAUUUUGCUCUUAAAGUAUAUGUCAAUUUUGCCUGAGCCAUUUUACUUAAUUUCUUCAAAUGGACAUCUUAUAUGGUCAUAAAGUCUUAUAGAUUUGUAAAAUGUUGGUACGUGGAAUUAUACUCCUUCGGCUUAAACUUAUAGUUCCAA
Molecule: messenger RNA, 1711 nt
Organism: Jatropha curcas
Lineage: Eukaryota; Viridiplantae; Streptophyta; Magnoliopsida; Malpighiales; Euphorbiaceae
Biological process (GO): transmembrane transport
Cellular component (GO): membrane
Molecular function (GO): transmembrane transporter activity
Source: RefSeq, a predicted model, not a curated record